AUGGAUCACAAUAUGAGCAUGCAUCACGGUGCACAUGGGCAACAUGGCCAUUCUGACGGAGAUGACAUGCAAAUGUCGAUGUCGAUGGUCUUUACCGCAAGCACCAAGAUCACACUGCUCUUCAGCUGGUGGUCAACAACUUCAGUGACCUCAUAUAUACUGACGUUACUUUUUCUCUUCCUACUUGUCUUGAGUAACCGAUUUCUCGGCAUUUUGAAGCUUCGCCUCGACCUCCGACGAACCAAGUCCACCUCCGAUGCCCCUGAUGUGCCCAAAUUGAGCCUGCCAUCUCAGUGGUCCCGAAGCCGACACUCCAAGGAUCGCGUCAGCCCCCUUCCAUCAGACAUCGAGCACAAUAAUCACAAUGAGAUCGAUCACUAUGGCUCGUUACCUUCGGCUCCGCUUCUCGCGCCGAUCUCGAGACUCCCGGGCUCUCGAGACGAAGGCCACAUCACUACUUCACAUGUCGAAACAUUUAGGCCGCGCAGGAAGUGGGAUUGGAAACAAGAUGGUGUGAGAUCAUUGCUGGAGGGACUCCGGGCCCUUAUUGGGUACGCAUUGAUGUUGGCCGUCAUGACAUACAAUGUGGGUGUUCUGGCAGCUGUUAUUGCGGGAAUCGUGGUGGCUGAGCUAUUCAUGGGCCGCUAUUCUCCAGUACCAGCUAGCUGGCAGGAUGGUGCAUGUCAUGAUAGCUAG
Molecule: messenger RNA, 696 nt
Organism: Penicillium olsonii
Lineage: Eukaryota; Fungi; Ascomycota; Eurotiomycetes; Eurotiales; Aspergillaceae
Source: the annotation of a GenBank genome assembly